CUAUCCGCUGUGUCACAUCCGCAUCCGCUUCCCAAGCAACAACAACACCACAACCCCGUUUUCUGGUGUGCUGCUUUGACAUUCGAAGUAUUUCGCUAGGAAUUUUGAAACCAUGCCUUCUGUACUAGAUCGAUCUCGGCAGAAAUGGUACCAUCGGCGUCCUCUCUUGAGAACAGCAUAUUUCACGGACCUGCAGUACGGCAGUUACAUCGCUGGAAUCUUUUCCAUCGUGGAAAGCAUCUUCAUGAUCACACUGGCAGUCUUUGACGUCUACUGCCUUGCGGAGGCAUCUCCUGGCUCGACACAUUACCGCUACUUUGGGUUCAGCUUCUUAUUCGUGUACAGCGGCAACCAGCAUGUUCGAAACCUGCUCAUUACUGUCUCUGUGAUCUCGUUUGUGAUAAGCGUUGCACUCUUGGUCACUUCUGUCAUGAUGGUCAUGGCUUUGAGAAAGGAGAAAGAGGCCAAGUUUCGCCCCUGGUUGUUCAUUAUGUUCACAUUCACUGCAUGGAGAUUCUUUGCUAUUAUCUUCCGUUCUAUUUGCAAUGACCUGUACUACUCUUACCAUCAGGCUGUCCUCAUCAUCUGGAUUCUUCUGAUUGCUGCAAAUGUAUUUGCUUGGCUUAUCGUGUAUUCUAAUUAUCAAGAGUUGACAGACAUCACAAAGCUUGAGGAUAUGGCAAAACUGAAGCUUGGAACUCUGAGCAGCCUCAAUGCAUCACGGUCUGUGUCUCAUCAUUCCAUUGACUCCAUGAAGAACUCUCACAGCAUGACCCCACACAACAUCAGCUUCCAGUCCACAACCAGUGCCAAGGGCUCACUGUCCACAGCGUCAGCAUAAUAGUAAACUUCUGGCUCUUUUUGCUCCCUUUUUAGCUGAAAUAUGUGCAUAUAUGGUCGCAAUUUACAAGCCAGUAUAGCUAGAUGUGUUGUGGUAUUACCACGGAAAAAAACCUGAAAUGAAUGAACAGUCGUAGAAACAUUGUGUUUUUGUAAGUGGCAGGAAAGUAUGUGGCCUCAAUAUGACAAGUGAACAAUGUUUGCCCUUUUGGCCAAGAAUAUAGUUUCGUCAUAUUUAGCAUAAAGAUGUGCAAGGUAUAAAGUGUGCACUUCAUAACGUGCUAAUACAUGUCCCCCCUAGUGCCUCUUAUCAGCAGCGCAUUUGCCAGUUUAUGACUUUCGAGAUCUGGUGUCAAAUUUUGGAGACACCUGAGGAGAUGCUGCUUUGCUUUGGGGACCACACUGUCAUGUGGCAUGCGAUUUGGUAGGUGCUUUCACAAACGACCCCAUGUAAUCCACUCACUCGACCUUUGGCACCUGCAUUUAAGUCAUUUCAUUACCUUCCUCUUCCUUCGUGGCAGUAGUGAAAUUUCACUAUAUGUUUCUAUUUUUCAAACUUUAUUUAACUUGCAUUCAAAAUUAUGAACUCAUCAAUAAUUCAACAGGGACUAAACACAAUUUGUUAUAUUGAGGUUAAAAAUAUGUAGUGUUUUGCAGACAUGAAGUUACAAAGUUAAAUAUAUCAUUAUAUUGAGGUGAUUUCAUUAUGUUAAUUUACAUUAUGUCUACUUAUUGCUAACCAUAUAAUUUCUUUUUCCUGACCUAUCACCCCUUUUGUGCUGAUAGUUGUCCCUCAGGCUGCAUGUUUUUGUGAAAGUUAGUGAUGCCUCACUUUGAAUAUCUUGCUGAAGUAUGCUGACCAUUUUAUCUUUUAUCUUUAAGGUCUUAAGUGCUAAUGCCUUGUUCUGCACUUGUUACCUCAUUUGUCUGUCCCCUUCAGAAUCUGUGUCUUCCUCUGUAGGCAGCAGGUUCAUCACUUGCAUUGUGGAAGCUAGAUGCACUGAACACCUUAUGUAAUGCAUCUAAGAAUUUUGGUUGUACCGGUUUUCGAAAAAAAAAAAAAAGACACGCUUUGUGUCAGAUGUAGGGCUGCAUCAUCAGUGACAAUCCAAAAUCAAUGCAGUGGCACUCAGUACCAGUGGCAGCACAUAGGUUGAAGGGGCCCCACUGUAACACCAGGAAACUAGUUCUGCAAAUGCAAGCAUUUGAAACAGUGUUUAGAUUGCUUGUUAUGUCAGCGCCAUCGUGCAGUGUUGCCACCGGUUUUACCUCGAGUAGCAUGUUGCAACUCGUAUCGAGCACGACUGCACAUUUUAAGGCCUACCAGAUGACACAGCAACACAGGAUGAAAGUGAGGUUGUGUAACUGCAAUGUGAUGCUUAACCUGAAUAUAUGUUUAACACGAUCACUGCAUUGUGGCUCACCAGUGGGUCACGGCCUGUGCUGCUCUUGCACAGCCGCGAUGUUACGAGCAUGCAUCUGCUUGCUGAUGCGAUAACUUCAUCACACUUGAACGCAGAGGUACAAUUCUUGUUGCAAGAAGAAUGCUUUUCUGGUCUUAGAUGGCAUGACCCACCAGUGACCCACGAGACAUUCAAUAAAAACGUUGUCAUGUUGCGUGCAGUGUGACCCACUGGUGGCCCACGCUCGAGAACUCUCCGUCAUGGGCUGCAGUCUAUGGUUUGAAAAUGCAACCAAUAUAUAUAUCUUUAUUGCAUGGUAUGGCACUGUUGUUUCUAAGGAGGGAAGUGGCGGGCUAUUUCUCUGUUGUGUUGCUCGCCACCAUUUUGCUGCGGAUUUUGAAAUACGCUCACUCGAAUAUGUACGUGCAUUCUUCCUGCUGCUCCCAAACAUUUUUGCGUGAUUAAUUGAUCAUGAUGCCUUUACGCAAAACAGAGGAAACAAACGUCUGUUUGUGUUUUCUGGUGCCAGCCACUUUAUAUUUCAGCAUAGGUUUACACGAAAAAGGUGAACAAUAGCUCUGUAUCUUUCAAAUAAACAAGUUAAAUGCUGUCCGUGAAGGUAGCAGUGCCAUCUCUUUGGAGCGAGUGAAUCAUGCACAGGCGCUUGACCCACUGGUGGAUCACGGUGCACCUGGAAGAUAUGCCGAAUGGCCCAGUAGUGGGUCACUCCGCACGUAAAACAGGACCUCAAAAAAACGUGCCGCAGUGAACGUGUUAAGAAAUAAACUAGGCUUUUUAUCUGAACAAAGUGGAGAAAUGGAUUUUAACUAUAUAGAGGGGCUGAUGUGAGUACAUACUCUUGCAUUCUGAUCAAGUAGGUAGGUACUUUUUUUGAUAAUCGUAACAUACGGGUCAACAAUAUAAAAACUUACUCUAAAAAGUGUUGAGCUGCCAUAAUUAUGUUGGAACUGUGGAAGCCAUAAUAAAUUGAUUUAAACGACUUUUCACUAUCAACAUAACUAUGUUGGGGCACAUUUGGUAUGGAAACUUUAAAGGAAAGCUCAUGCACUUAAAAAAAAAAAAAAGACGUUGGAGCGUGUAAGGACAGUUUGAUCCCUACUGAAUUCGAAAAGCGAUGUGGGAGUUCUCAAAAGUGAAUGCAAAUAGCACUUUUUGGCAAAAAACAGAGGCUGUGGCCGCAGGGCUUCUUGAGAUGCUGAGCGGACGCGGUGACGUCAUCCUCGGUGUGCUGCGUUAUCUGCAACGCCAGCACUGCUGAAGCGUGGCCUCCUUAAUUAGCUCCGGCAACGGCACGUCAUGAGUUAAUCACAGGGAGAUACGAGAGACGCUUGUUCACAUAGCGCUCGGCUGUUUGUCAUUAUUCCAGAUAUCGUAAUCCAGCUUAACUGUGCUUACUUACUUACUUGAGCCUUCGUUACAUAAACAGCGCUCUCGCAGUUCGGAUCAAUGAGCGGCGGGAACCUUCCAUCGGAGUGCAGCACGGCUCCACCAAAGGAACCGAAGAUGACAUAGGUUUCCACGCCCACAUUGUUGGCGCGCUCGCAUGGGCGGAGCAAGACAAACUUUUCUUUCGCAUAUUCUAAAGCUCCUGUUGCAAAAACCGCAGGAAAAAUUACGACAUCGUCGACAAUAAUGUCGUUCCUUGGUAACCACGAAGUUUUGUCGAAAUCUAAAACCUCUUGAGCUUCCCAUUAGAUUUAUCAUUGAGAUGGUGCAGAUUAUAGAAAGCUGUAUCUGUCCAACCUCCGAGUACAAUUGGCUGUGCAAAAUAUUGUUUUAGUUUUUCAGAGAUUUCUAUAUAUUAUCUAAACAAGUCUUUAUAUAAAUUGCUUGUAAAAACUGUGUAUACCUGCUAGCUUGCAUAUACAGUGGAAACCAGGUAUAUUGAAUAUGGAUAUAUGAAAUGCUUCAUAUCAUAAAAUCAUAGGCAUGCAUAAGGCUCUCCAUUUGGAGGAGCCAGGUAUCGCUACAGCUGCUCCCCUUUCCUUUGAUCGAGUCUGGAAGGAAGCAAACUUCACAAUGGAUGUGAAAAUGAAGCAAUGACGUGCUGCUCACACCAGCCUGUUUUUGGUGCCAGGCUUUCCGGGGUAAUGUUUACGGAGUAGACACUUCUUGGAAUGCACCAUCAUUUGUCCUUGGCUGCUGUUAUCGUCGUUAACGUGCAUGGCCAUAAUCAUGCACAUCAAACAAUGACGGGACAGGUCCGACUGAGUCAAGGUGUGGGGCAGACCUUGUGCCCCCCCCCCCCCCACUUUGCACACACCUGUGCAUACACUUGUAACAUCCUCUUGGAAAUCGCAUGCAAAGUAUAGCACUGUACUAUGUGUUUAGUGGAUUCCCAUACACAUUCACAUCUGAUAUAUCUAACGCUGCACUACGCCUCCCCGAGUACACUUCUGACUCGAAUGCACAAUCAUUUCUUGCAUGAUCUGGGAUAUUCACACUAUCAGACUGCACUGUUUUGACAAAUGCUGUCAAACAGAGCAUUGAAUCGGCACAAGCUGUGGAGGAAAGAUCACCCUUCUCAAAAUGUGGAUGUCUCACAUAGUAGGGAUUUGAUUUGCACUCCAUGAUGAUGGAAUGUAAAUGAUAAUGGUUAUGCUUUUGUUCUGUCUUCUCAUACUCUUUGUUUAGUUACGCACUUGUAUUUUCCAAGUAACAUAAAUCACCGGCUUGCCCUAUCAGCCAUUCUGCCAUAAUUAUGGAUUGGGUUUAAUAAGCUUCAUCGUCAUGCAGUGAAGCAUGCUGCCGGUGCCUGUUUCAAGGAAAAUGGACUGCUACACUGCAAGAGUGGAUAGGGCGUCCUGGUCUGACCGAGGCAUUCCAAAGGCAGGAAUGGAGGAAAAGUAAAUAACAAAUGCUGUUCUUAUGCCUUCGACACGACAAUGAGGAACAAACCUCUAAAUUUCUGUUUUUCACGAUCUCAAGAGACUGUCCUGUGACAUGUGCAGUUUUCAGAUUAGCUUCAGCUAUACAUAUUAAUUAUUUUUAAUCAUUGACAUCUUGAAGUAUUCCACGGUCCCCUUUGAGUUCAGUAUAGUCUAGUUUCACUAUAUACAUGCCUGUGUGUAUAUUAUCGCUUUCCUUUAUGCUGUAAAAGCUCGUUAAUUUGAACUCGAAGGGGACUAUAAAAUUGUUCGUAUUAAACGGAGUUUGACCUAGCGGGCGCACGCUAGAAUGAACGGACAUCGCACCACAUUGCGCGGGCAGGACCCAAAGAAGCCACCUCCGUACUUGUUAUCGCAAACUAGGCGCUACUACACACGUUUGUGGCAGGUGAUUUCAUCAAUUAAGUUCAUGGAGCUCUAGGAGCGAACAGAAUUAAUCGAUCAGUCGGUGAUACACCAGAAACAAGCGCCAACAUGCAUUCAUGUGAGCAGUGAGCCUUAAUGUGAAAUAGAUGACGUUAUUUAUUCUCCAAAACGUGUUUAUCAAAAUUAAAAAUAAUCAGUAGUUUGCAUUUGCUUGCGUUUCUUCAGUCGCGACUCCAUGAGCAUCAUAUACAGCUUGCCUAAGAGCUCCAGCGCAGCAUCCGAAUUCUCAUCUGCUGAGAAAUGGUGCUGUUUUGUUGUUUUGCGUCUCUAGUAAAUUUGGUUUGGUUUGUUUUUGCAGCAAAUUAUGAUCACUUUGGGUCGACUUCUGUGAGGAACAAUGAAAACCAGGCACUCCCAGUUUGAAUUAACCGUUGGGGAUACAGACGCAUUCGAAUUAUCGGGAGUUUCCCCCCGUAGAAAUAUACAGGGCUGUGCCGGGACCAGGGCAUCAGUUCGAAUUAACAGAGUUUGAAUUAAUGAGCUUUUACUGUAUAGCAUUUAGUUGCUUCGCUCGCACUGGCAUGCACUUUUGCAUAUUUGUGUUCUUAAGGUAGCACCCACCCAUGGAGUAGAACUCUUUGGUGCUUCUUCAAAAGUUACAGACCUGCUGUAAUAUACUACCAUUAUUCUUUGGAGCUUGUGCACUGCAGGCAAAUCAAAUAACUAGGAAUGUCAAGGAUCUGAUUGCAUUUUCAUCAUUUGAGCAUUUUACGUGCAUCAGUUAUAUAUUCACAAAAGCUCAUUUCUUUAUUUUAUAUAUUUCACGUUCUGGCGUCGUCUUUUUUUUUGUGUCAUGUUUUGUGCAGUUGGCAGCAAUGAAUUGUUCAACAUAAGUAAGUACUUGAACAUUGUAAGGCAUGUAUAGGUACUGCUUUGCUUGUCGUAUACAUGGAAAUAUAUUGUUAUCAUGUGGCUUGAGGUUGCACAGCAAGGUACCAUUGUUUCUGUAUGGCUGCAUUGUCGGCAUUAUUUUACUUGACGUUCACAUUUUAUUUCUGCAAACUGCUUUGCUUUGUGAACAGUGACUGACACUGACAAUGCAUGGCACAUCUGUAGAAACUGUGCUUGGGGAUUAUCAGUGAUGUUUCUAUCAUUAUGCAUGCACCUAUCUAAAAAAUUCAAAUUAUCAGUGUCUUUCCUCUUUUGUUUACAUUUGUCAGUUGGAUGCAUUGUUAUGUUUCAGACAGCUGCAAUAUGCAUGUUGUUUACCUUUUCUGGUUUUUCUUGCAGCAAUACUGCUGCAUCCCACUAAAGACCAUGUAAUUUCAUUUUUUCUUUUUCUCGCUCCUCUUUACUUACUAUAGUCUAUGCUUGCUAUUCUCCACUCCUCUCUGACUUGGCAUUCCAGCUGUGUUCACUCAUAAUGCAAGCAUAGAACAAUCUCAGUGAUGCUCUCCCCAUAAUUAUUUUUCUGCUGAUGUCACCUCUAGAUCUUGGUAAAGAGCACCCAUCUGAGGCUACGGCAACAUGUAGUGGGAUGAUUUUCCAUGACCAACUGGUGCAAACACUUAUCAGUGAUGACAUUUCUCCUGUUCUGUUUUCUUUUGCUGGAAAGAAAAGAAAUGGUGUUUAAGAGAACUGGUUCAGUAGCCAUUGUGUUUGAUGUUGUGCAAGAGUAAUUAAAAAAAAAAUGAAAGGGAUUGACAGAGCACGCAGGCAGCUGUUCAAAUGAAAUUGUAGACUCCAAGAUAAAUUUACGGGAAUAAUAUAUAGCUCAAAUGUUCAUGACUGAGUAAUUAAUGACUGUAGCACCUAGUGUUGUGGAAGUUCAUUUACUAUGUUCAAAACCCAUUGCCAGGUCCCAUAAAUUUUGUGACAUUCUACACCAUGUUGACAACUUUUUGAUGUGGCUUAUAUUCUUGAUUUGUUGAAUUGUUUUUAUCCAUUUUAAGUGCCUCUGUGAAUAUCAAGUAUGAAAUUUUUUUUUUACUUUUCCAAGAAUUGUGAUUUUUUAGUAUGGAGGUGUUCAAGUAAGUUUGUUGAAAACUGAUCUUAUGUUAAACCACAUCGUAGUGUUGUUUGUGACACAGUUUUUUACUUUCUUGCUGAGUGUAAUAUCGUAGUCACUGGACUUAACGUAAACUGAACAGUAAACAGUAAGAACAUUUCCUUGUACAUCUUUCGAUCACUGCUUUUGUGUAAGCAAUUAUGUACAAAGCAUGUGCCGAUAUUUGUCACUUGAAACAAGCAAGAAUGACCACCUUGUGCAGCCUUAUUUACAGUUUACAUGGCAUACUUGUUAACUGCUUCAGCCUGUAUUCCGUCCAUUUUUACUGUUUACAGUUGAGGACCAAAAUCCUUGUAAAGAGCACUGUUGCUUUGAUUGUUAAGCGUAAACAGCAUAAAGAAAUGUAUUUUUACAUGUUUACCCAGUUUGUGAAUAAACAUAUAU
Messenger RNA from Rhipicephalus sanguineus (brown dog tick), 7970 nucleotides. RefSeq lists its product as uncharacterized. The transcript has 7 exons. The coding region runs from base 113 to 841 and encodes 242 amino acids. The record is from RefSeq and is a predicted model, not a curated record. NCBI's taxonomy places the organism in Eukaryota, Metazoa, Arthropoda, Arachnida, Ixodida, Ixodidae.